AUGAAUAUCUGGAUAGCAGCAAGUGAUGGGAGAAAUGAUCUCGUAGAGAAAUUCAUAUCCGAAAAUCCUAGCAUAACGGCAAACACUCCAGAUGUAAAUGGUUAUACUGCUAUGCAUGCCGCUGCUGCAUACGGUCACAUAGAUCUUCUUCGUCGCCUAACGAAGGAGUUUGGUGGUGAUGUUAAUAUCAAGGAUAGUGAUGGCGAUACUCCACUUCAUCAUACAGAAGAUUUAAGUACAGCAAAGGUCCUUAUUGAAGAAUUAGGUUGUGAAAUAAAUGUUUUAAAUAGUGAAGGUAAGACAGCGUUACAAGUUGCUGAAGAAGAUCAAGAAUUUCCAGAACUUAUCCAAUAUCUAAGAGAAAAAUCAGGUGUCCCUAUUGAACAAGAUAGUUUAGGAAUUGAUGCAAACAUGAUGGCCGAAUUUAAAGACAACAUACGUUACACAUUAGAGAAUGACAGAGAUGAGGAUCUAGAUUCAGAGUCAUUAGCACGCAAGAAGAGACUUGAACAAAUUAUUCAAGGUGGGAAUGCAGAAGAAGAAUUAGAAGUUUAUAUCAGGGAUUUAGUGAGAUCUAAAAUGAUGGGUUCCGACGAGGCUGAAGCUCCACAGGAUGGACCUGACUCUAAACGUAGAAAGUAA
Messenger RNA from Maudiozyma saulgeensis, 642 nucleotides. NCBI's taxonomy places the organism in Eukaryota, Fungi, Ascomycota, Saccharomycetes, Saccharomycetales, Saccharomycetaceae. The record is from the annotation of a GenBank genome assembly.